Jaculus jaculus (lesser Egyptian jerboa) is the source of this 3717-nucleotide messenger RNA. RefSeq names its product solute carrier family 22 member 1. Gene Ontology annotation, cellular component: membrane. Gene Ontology annotation, biological process: transmembrane transport. Bases 133 to 1791 code for a protein of 552 amino acids. The record is from RefSeq and is a predicted model, not a curated record. Lineage: Eukaryota; Metazoa; Chordata; Mammalia; Rodentia; Dipodidae. The transcript has 11 exons.
GGUGUAUCCUGCUUGGAUAGCAAUUUGAUCUCAAGCCACCCCAUUUCAAAGAACUUUAAAUGAGAGCCGCACGCAGCUCCGCCUGCAGCCCAGAGCAGGUCUGGCCGAAUCGGUGGAGGGUGCCCUCCAGCCAUGCCCACCGUGGACGACGUCCUUGAGCAGGUGGGAGAGUUUGGUUGGUUCCAGAAGCAAGCCUUCUUGCUGUUGUGCCUGAUCUCAGCUGCCUUAGCCCCCAUCUACGUGGGCAUCGUCUUCCUGGGGUUCACCCCCGACCACCGCUGCCGGAGCCCCGGGGUGGCCGAGCUGAGCCAGCGAUGCGGCUGGAGCCUGGCAGAGGAGCUGAACUACACGGUGCCCGGCCCGGGGGACGAUGCCUUCCUGCGCCAGUGCCGGCAGUACGAGGUGGACUGGAACCAGAGCGCCCUCGACUGCGUGGACCCGCUGUCCAGCCUGGCCACCGACAGGAGCCACCUGCCGCUGGUGCCCUGUCAGCACGGCUGGGUGUACGACACGCCUGGCUCCUCCAUCGUCACCGAGUUUAACUUAGUGUGCGCGGACGCCUGGAAGGUGGACCUGUUUCAGUCCUGCGUGAACCUGGGUUUCUUCCUCGGCUCCCUGGGCGUGGGCUACGUGGCCGACAGGUUCGGUCGUAAACUCUGCCUGCUGAUGACCACGGCUGUCAUGUCCGUGUCGGGCGUGCUGAUGGCCGUGGCCCCGGACUACACCUCCAUGUUGCUUUGCCGCCUGCUGCAGGGCGUGGUCAGCAAGGGCAGCUGGGUGUCCGGCUACACCCUGAUCACAGAGUUCGUCGGCUCGGCCUACAGGAGGACGGCGGCGAUCCUGUACCAGGUGGCCUUCACCGUUGGGCUAGUGGGGCUCACCGGGGUGGCCUAUGCCAUUCCGUAUUGGCGCUGGCUCCAGCUGGCCGUGACGCUGCCCACCUUCUUCUUCCUGCUCUACUACUGGUGUCUGCCAGAAUCUCCCAGAUGGCUAUUGUCACAGAAGAAGAAUGCCCAAGCAGUAAAGAUAAUGGACCACAUUGCCCAGAAGAAUGGAAAAUUGCCUCCUGCUGACUUGAAGAUGCUCUCUGUUGAGGAAGAUGCCACCGAGAAGCGAAGCCCUUCGUUCGCAGACCUGUUCCGCACGCCGAACUUGAGGAAGCACACCCUCAUCCUGAUGUACCUGUGGUUCGCCUGUGCUGUGCUCUAUCAAGGCCUCAUCAUGCACAUGGGAGCCACCAGUGAGGACCUCUACAUGGACUUUUUCUACUCUGCUCUGGUGGAAUUCCCUGCGGCCUUCAUCAUCCUUGUCACCAUCGACCGCGUCGGCCGCAUCUACCCGAUGGCUGUGUCCUUUCUGGUGGCAGGGGUGUCCUGCCUCAUCAUGAUCUUGAUUUCGCAUGAGCUGCACUGGUUGAGUGUCACCCUCGCAUGUCUUGGCCGAAUGGGAACCACCAUUGUCUUACAGAUGGUCUGCUUGGUGAAUGCUGAGCUCUACCCUACAUUCAUCAGGAACCUCGGGGUGAUGGUGUGCUCUGCCCUGUGUGACCUGGGUGGGAUCUUCACUCCCUUCCUGGUUUUCAGGCUGAUGGAAGUUUGGCAAGCUUUGCCCCUCAUUUUGUUUGGGGUUUUGGGCCUGACUGCAGGCGCAAUGACUCUGCUGCUUCCGGAGACCAAGGGGGCCGUGUUGCCUGAGACCAUCGAAGAUGCGGAGAAUCUCGGGAGGAAAUCAAAGGCCAAAGAAAAGAUGAUUUACCGUCAGGUGCCAACUGGGAAGCUCACAGUCACAUGAGAAGGAAGAGCCGAGGCCAGGAAGAAUGGGCACUCUCUGUCUGCAGAAAUUCUCAGCAGUCUCUUCGCCUUCCUGUGCCCUUCUGCAGACCUGCCCGGCCCCAGAUUACUACCAACCCUGAAGACUUUUCUGGAUGUGUUUUGUCUUACGUCUUUUGAGUUCUGCCUGACCCUGGCUGUCUUUGAUCUAUCUAUUUAUCCAUUCUAGUGAGAGCUGCUGGCACUGCAGAACCGAAGUGUUUUGGGGAUAUGGCAGAAUUUAAAUCUUGCUGUUACAGACAGGUCUCUGUGUAUCACACUCACUCUCUGAAAGAAAGCAUCCUUGCAGUAUUUAAACCUCCAUGUUGCCAAGCAUUUCUGCCUGUGGAUCGCUUGGAGGGAGGUUGUCUUUUACACGUGGCGACCCUUCCAGUGAACUGGAUCCCAGCCGUGCUUCACGAACCUGUGAUGGGAGCAGGCCGGGGACACUGUGGCCACUUCAGGAAGGAUGUCUCUUCCACCUUUCCUUCAGGAAGGUGUUGCUCUGUCACUGUGUUCUUGGUGAGUGUUGUCGUCACAUUUAUGUUGCUGGGACCAAACACCUGGCCCAAAGCAGCAGGCAGGAGCAAAGGUUUUAUUCUGGUGUGCAGACUCCAGGGGAAGCUUUGUCUUGUCCGGGGAAUGAUGUAGAGGGUUGGCAUCAUAUCUUGCCCCAGCAGCUGGCAGAGAGCAGCAAGAGUGAGCAGAGUUGCUAGCACUGGCAAGAUGGGUUAAAAACCCACACCUCCUCCAGCAAGGCUUCGCCUCCCGAACGCCCACCAGCCGGGACCAAGUAUUCAAAACAUAUGAAAUUACAGGGGACAUCUUACACUCAAGCCACCAGUUUGUCUAGAAGGUGAACGUAGGGCUGGAGAGGUGGCUUAGCAGCUAAGGCGCUUGCCUGUGAAGCCAAAGGACCCAGGCUCGAUUCCCCAGGACCCAUGUAAGCCAUAUGCACAAGGUGGCUCAUGCGUCCGGAGUUUGUAUGCAGUAGCUGGAGGCCCUGGUGUGCCCAUUCUCUCCACCCUCCCUUUGCCUCUCUCUCUCUCUCUCAAAUAAAUAAAUAAAACAAUAUUUUAAAAUGUAUUUAUUAGUAGGUGAACUUAAAUAAAUGCCAACUGUGAGAUAUCACAGUAACUAUAUCAAGGAAUUCACCUUGGGGGCUGGAGAGAUGGCUUAGCGGUUAAGGCGUUUGCCUGCAAAGCUUAAGGAUCCUGGUUUGACUCUCCAGGACCCACGUAAGCCAGAUGCACAAGGUGGCAUAAGCAUCUGGAGUUUGCUUGCAGUGGCUACAGGCCCUGGUGCCCCCAUUCUCCCUCUGUCUCUCUAAUAAAUAAAUAAAAAUAACUCUUAAAAACUUCGCCUUGGCUUCAUGAGUGAUACACACUGGGGUGAGAAUGACCACUAUGUCCAGUGUGUGAGAGCCCGCCAGCAAGUUCCUAGUGCCGAUUGGAAGCCUGGCGGAAGGCAGGUGUUUGGUUGUACUGAAAAUGUUUCUGGCUGGUCAAGCCGAGUAGUGACCCCAGGCUUUGGGGCUGUGACACUAUGGAAGUUGUUCCUUUGAUCUACCACCUUUCCAAGCAACAGAUAGGAUGACCAGGUACAGCUCAGCCACAGGGCGCUUUCCCAGCAUGCAUGAGACUAAGUUUGAUCCCGACUAUGAAGGAGGGAGAGAAAGAGAGAGGGGUGGGAGAUACUGGAAUGGAGCAUGUGAGAGAUUGUUUGAUUACUUGAAAAUGUAAAGCUUGGCCUUUAGCCACAGAACAAAAUAAAAAUGGUGAAUGUUUUCAUUCUGAAUUCUGGAUUCACACAUCAACCCAGUGCUUUGUUUCAGCCUGUCUGUAGAAAUGCCUGUACCCCAGUCUGACCUCACCAAUGAUACUCUACUGGAAUAAAUAUGGAAAUUACA